AGACAGCGGUUGAGGGAGAGAAGAACGAGUCCGGCAACGGGAGAAGCUUUGUUUGCUGCACGACGAGCAUCCAAGAUCUACAGUGGUGGCGGCGACAUAGAUGAAGAAGAAGCAGGCGCAGACUUGAGCGCCUCGAUGAGGAGGUUGGGAUUGUUAAGGAACGACGAUUCCAUCUGA
Aureobasidium uvarum is the source of this 177-nucleotide messenger RNA. The record is from the annotation of a GenBank genome assembly. Lineage: Eukaryota; Fungi; Ascomycota; Dothideomycetes; Dothideales; Saccotheciaceae.